Nematocida homosporus is the source of this 2892-nucleotide messenger RNA. RefSeq lists its product as uncharacterized. Bases 1 to 2892 code for a protein of 963 amino acids. Gene Ontology annotation, molecular function: nucleosome binding. The transcript has a single exon. NCBI's taxonomy places the organism in Eukaryota, Fungi, Microsporidia. Gene Ontology annotation, cellular component: FACT complex. The record is from RefSeq and is a predicted model, not a curated record. Gene Ontology annotation, biological process: transcription elongation by RNA polymerase II; positive regulation of transcription elongation by RNA polymerase II.
AUGUCAAGUGUCCAAUUAGAGAGUAAAGUCUUCAAAGAUCGGAUUGAGAAGGUUUUGCUGGCCAUGGAAGGUACGGCCGAAUGUUUGAUGAUUUCAAUGGGUAAAAGAGAAGAUACUUUUUCUUAUGGCAUAAAUACAGCCAUGUUUCUUUAUCUUUUGGGAUAUGAAUUUCCCGAAACAGUUCUGAUUAUCAAAGCGACUGAAGUGUUAGCCAUUACAAGUGCUAAGAAGAGUGCAAUUCUGGAACAGUUAAAAAGUGUGGUUAAUAUUCGUUCUAUCAUUCGUAUGAAAGAUGGGAGUAAUCAAGCCGAUAUCAAUGCAGCUAUCAAGACAGCUAGUCAAGGUCGGCCCAUUGGUAUUUUACAAGAGGAGAGUUCUAAUGUUCUGAGUAAUUGGCAGAUAGUGGUGGAAACAGUUGAUAUUAGUAGUGCUAUUGAGAAAGUGUUUUUAGAGAAAGAUACUGUGCAGAUAGAGACUUUAAGACAGGCUGGAGUUUGUGCAGUAAGUUUAUCUUCACUUUUAGAUAGCAAGAUUAAGCAGAUUAUCAAAACAGACGAUCGAAUUAUUCAUGAGGAGUUGAGUGAGAAGAUUGAAGGUGAUUUGGAAGUGGAGAUAAGAAGACUUCCCAAAGAAAUUGAUCAAUCUUAUCUAGAAUUGUGUUUUAAACCGAUUAUUCAGAGUGGUGGCCGUUAUCAUGUGGAGAGAAGUAGUUUAGGCGAGUUUAAAAACCCGUAUGAGGAACAGUUGUUAUAUUUUGAUGUAAUUAGUUACUAUCUUUGUGCGGGGUAUAAAGGGUACUGUUCUUUAAUAGGACGGACUUUACUGGUUGGUCCUAAUAAGAAGAGUUUAGCCGUUUUGGAUUGUGCUUUGCAAACGAGUAAUUAUCUGGUGCAGGAGAUAAGAACAGAUAAGAGGUUUGGCGAGAUAAGAAAGGCGGCUUUGGAGUUUGUAGCGAAGAGUAUUAAAGUGUCUAGUCCGGCUGAUAAGGAAGAAAUUGUUAAAAAGUGCCGGAUUGAGAUAGGCCAGUCGAUUGGAAUUAGACCGGAAGAAGGGGGUGGUUUACCGGGUGAUGAUCAGCUGCCUAGGAAUGGGAUGGUUUUUGCCAUCUCAGUACAGUUUGUUAGUGUUUUAGGGUUGAUUGAACCGAGUGGGGAGGAAGAGCCUAAAGAAGCUACUAUUCAUUUGGACAACAUUGUUUUGAUUGAUGAUAAUCGGGCCAAGAUUUUGACUCCAUUUAGUGCUUCAGUUCAGGACUAUGUGCUAGAUAAGCCGGUUGAACAAACAAAGCGUACGCAAUUAGGACGGCGGUUGCGUAAUCGUGAUAAAGAGAUUGAAAGAGCUAAUGAAAUCAACGACCAUCAAAAAGAACUGAUGGACGAGUUGAUUGAAGAGCAGUUAGCCUACUAUAAAGGACACGAUCAUCAGUCAAACAACAAGGAAGAUGUAACCGUACAAAAAGUUGUAUCUUAUCAAAAAGAAACCCAAAUUCCAAGAGGAUCACCAGUUAUUAAGAUUGAUAAACGUGUCUCUUCCGUAGUAGUACCUGUUUUUGGCGUUAGUGUACCUUUUCAUAUCGGCAUUAUCAAAACUAUCACCAAAACAGCUGAAGAUGGCAUUGGGUACCUUAAACUAGCCUUUUACACACCACCAGCCGAUCGGCCUUUCCCUAAUAAUCUCUUAUCAAUUGUGAUCAAAGACUCACAAGAGAACAUAACGACGGCCUGGAAGGAAAUCAACAAUCUUAAGAAGGACGAGAAUGAGUCGGAUGAUGACGCCUUGGAAGAGGGAGAGCAAGAAGAACUCCAAACUUCUUCUGAACGAGUUGAAUCCCUCCAGAAUGUUUAUCUUCGUUUUGACCAUCGAGCGGGUGCUAAGAAGAAUGCGGCGAGUACGGUUGAACUACACCGGAAUGGACUGAGGUACCAUAUGAAGUCAGGAGAGUGUGUAGAUGUUUUAUUUACUAAGAUCAAGCAUAUGAUCUAUCAGCCAGGUACAGCUGAGUCUCCUACUAUUCUUUACUUUAAACUCAACUCGCCUAUCUCUAUUCAAGAUAAGAAAACAACCGAUAUUCAAUUCUUCCGUGAUUGCAUUGUUAAUGCCGUGCAUGAUACGCGCAAGACUAGAAACCGACCGGGUGGUGAAGAUGCUGAGAUUUAUGAAGAGGAAGAAGAAGAACGUAUGCGUGAAGAGGUGAACGAUGCCUUCCAUACCUUUGCCGAGAAGGUUUCUUUGCACUCCCGGAUUAUUCUAGAAGAACCUCUUUCCAAAGGCUUCUAUGGAGUGCCUCAUCGGCAGAGUGUUCUGAUUCAGCCUACUUCUGAGUGCAUUAUCAAUGUAACUGAAUAUCCUUUCUUUGUUUUGCCUUUGAAAGAUAUCGAGAUUUUGAAUUUUGAAAGACGAAUUAGUGGUGUAACUACGUGUGAUAUGGUUUUUGUGCUUAAAGAUAAGACAAAGGCUCCUGUUUACAUUCAUGGUGUUUCUUCUUCCUAUGUGCCUUGGUUAAUGGACUAUUUUGAUGCUAAGAAUAUCUGCUUUACCGAAACUAAAGUGAAUAUUCAGUGGAGUAAUGUGUUGAAGAGUGUUUUGGAAGAUCCAGUAACUUUCUAUGAAAGUGGAGCCUGGGCAAUUCUUCAACCAGCCCGAGAACCAGCCGAUGAAGAAGAAGAUCCAGGCUCGGAUGCAGUUGAUUUAAGCACGACAGAAGAAGAGGAGGAUGAAGAUGAAGAGUUCUCAACUAAUGAUGAUUCUGACUUGUCUGAGGAAGAAGAGGAAGAGGAGGAGGAAGAAGAAGAGGAGGGCGAUGAUGAUGAUUAUGCGGAUUCUAAUGAUAAUAGCUUUAUUGUGGAUGAUGAAGAGGAAGACCAGCCUAAACGCAAGAAGGCCAAAUCAUAA